AUGGACUCUGUCAUGAAAGAGUUCGAACACCUUAAAAUCCAGCUGGAAGAGUUAAGAAAAGCCACCGAUAAUUUUGGUAGCAAAGUUAUAGGAGCCGGUGGAUUUGGGAAGGUAUAUGAAGGAGAAGUGGUACACUCUAAGGGCCGAAGCAUGGUUGCUAUAAAGCGUUUGAAUCGUGAAUUUGGGCAAGGAGACCCUGAGUUCUUGAAGGAGAUAAUGAUGCUUUCCCGAUACGCACAUAAGAAUCUCAUCUCACUCCUCGGAUAUUGUGACGAGGAUGGUGAGAAGAUCCUUGUGUACGAGCAUGCAUCUAAUGGAAGCCUCGAUCGCCAUUUAAGCUCCACUGCUCUAAGUUGGACACAACGUCUCAAAAUAUGCCUUGAUGUUGCAAGGGGCAUAGCCUACCUUCAUGAUGAUAAAGGCACACAACAAAGAGUUCUCCAUAGAGAUAUAAAAAGUGCCAACAUCCUACUUGAUGACAAGUGGAAUGCUAAACUUUCAGACAUGAGACUUUCAAAAAUAGGACCUGCUAACCAGCAAUACACGGCUCUUUUCACCAAUGUUAUUGUGUUUUCAAUAUACCAACGGUCGGUCAGUCAGAAAUACUAG
This is a messenger RNA of Helianthus annuus (common sunflower), 609 nucleotides long. RefSeq names its product probable receptor-like protein kinase At5g59700. The transcript is spliced from 2 exons. The record is from RefSeq and is a predicted model, not a curated record. Bases 1 to 609 code for a protein of 202 amino acids. NCBI's taxonomy places the organism in Eukaryota, Viridiplantae, Streptophyta, Magnoliopsida, Asterales, Asteraceae. Gene Ontology annotation, molecular function: transmembrane receptor protein tyrosine kinase activity; ATP binding. Gene Ontology annotation, cellular component: plasma membrane; plasmodesma. Gene Ontology annotation, biological process: protein autophosphorylation.